Molecule: messenger RNA, 1430 nt
Organism: Anastrepha obliqua
Lineage: Eukaryota; Metazoa; Arthropoda; Insecta; Diptera; Tephritidae
Gene: Rab14
Product: ras-related protein Rab-14
Exons: 5
Coding region: 553-1200 (215 amino acids)
Biological process (GO): defense response to bacterium; endocytic recycling; phagosome maturation
Cellular component (GO): Golgi apparatus; phagocytic vesicle; trans-Golgi network
Molecular function (GO): GTP binding; GTPase activity
Source: RefSeq, a predicted model, not a curated record
CAAAAGAAAAGGGAGUAAUGCAAAACGAAGCAGAUGAUUGUGGAAAAUUGGGCAAAAUAUUUGUAAUUUUAUCAAUUUAAAAACGUGUGAAAAAAAUGUGAAACAAAUAUUUUUAAAAAUUAAAGUAAAGAAUUUCAUCCCAUAAAGAGUGUAGUCCUUGAAAAACAUUUGGUAUAUAGUGCUUUAAGAAGAAAAAUCGAAAGAACGAAGUAAAGGCCAACAAAAGAGAAACGCAAUUAGCAAAAAGUUACAGCUACAAAGAAGUACAAAUUAAAUUAUUCGUCAUCAAUAUAUUGCCGUUGAACGAUAAAAAAAUAUACAUACACUUUUGUUAUUAAACGAAAUAUUCUGUUAUCAGUCAUAGUGGCGUAAAAUCAAAAAGGCCAAGGCAUCGCCUAGAGUACAAGAGCCCCCAAAAAAAGAAAUAAUCAUUAAAACAACAACAACGCUGAAGAAGAUUGUCUACAGGAAAAAUUAAUUACCCACUGCAGCGUUCACGCGACAGAAAUUGUACACACAGAAUAGGUGUUGAAAGCAAGCAGGGAUCCGAAGAUGUCGUCAGCACCUUACAACUAUAACUAUAUUUUUAAGUAUAUAAUCAUCGGUGAUAUGGGAGUAGGCAAGUCAUGUCUGCUUCAUCAGUUCACAGAGAAGAAAUUUAUGGCGAAUUGCCCACACACGAUUGGUGUGGAGUUCGGUACGCGCAUCAUUGAGGUAGAUGAUAAGAAAAUCAAAUUGCAAAUCUGGGACACUGCGGGUCAAGAGCGUUUUCGUGCCGUAACACGUUCGUACUAUCGUGGUGCCGCUGGUGCGUUAAUGGUAUACGAUAUUACUAGAAGAUCUACUUAUAAUCAUCUCAGUAGUUGGUUAACUGACACACGUAAUCUCACAAAUCCAAAUACUGUGAUCUUUUUAAUUGGCAACAAAUCAGACCUUGAAAGUACACGCGAGGUAACAUACGAAGAGGCCAAAGAGUUUGCCGAUGAAAAUGGUUUAAUGUUUUUGGAAGCAAGCGCUAUGAGUGGUCAAAAUGUUGAAGAAGCAUUUCUCGAAACCGCACGUAAAAUAUAUCAAAACAUUCAAGAAGGUCGACUCGAUUUGAAUGCUUCCGAAUCGGGCGUACAACAUCGACCUUCACAGCCGGGACGAACUUCGCUAACAAACGAAGCACCAAAUACAAAAGAUCAAUGCUCAUGUUAAGCACGCAUACUUUCUUCAUUUCCAUUAAUUUUCUCGUUUUGUGUAUGUAUGUAUGUAUUAUGAUUAAAUAUUUUCUUCGUUUAAUUAAGUUUAAUUGUAACGAAGCAAAAUGAUGUGUAGAAACAAAACAAAAAUUGCUAUUACCUAAGUAAAAAAAUUAUACCAGAUAAAUGAUAAUUAUUACCAAAUAUAUAUACACACGUUUAUAAACUAGAAAACGUAAAAUCAAA